Priapulus caudatus is the source of this 1122-nucleotide messenger RNA. RefSeq lists its product as uncharacterized. Bases 145 to 1107 code for a protein of 320 amino acids. NCBI's taxonomy places the organism in Eukaryota, Metazoa, Priapulida, Priapulimorpha, Priapulimorphida, Priapulidae. Gene Ontology annotation, biological process: lipid transport. The record is from RefSeq and is a predicted model, not a curated record. Gene Ontology annotation, molecular function: lipid carrier activity. The transcript is spliced from 5 exons.
CCGACACAACUAAACCGCCUGCGAACAGAGCGACAACCACAGCUAUCAGCAGUUAAAGAGAAAGGUAGAGAGUAGAAAGUUUGAUAGGUAGACAGACAGACAGACAGAUAGAUAGAUAGAGUGGAUGCAUCUUUAGUGUUGCCUAUGGCAAAGAUACGAGACAUUCGCCUAUCGGCGCUGCUGCUGUUAUGUAUGUUGGGCGCUGCCGCCGCUGACGAUUUCACCGUGUCCGCACCCACGACGCUCUCCCGCCUGCUCAUCACCACGCUACGAUGUACCACUACAGAGACACGAACGUACUUGUACAGCUCCGACAACCGACUAUGGGGCCCUACCGGUCAGCGUUUCCGGACCACAGCCGAGCUACAUGUUUACUGUAUCGGAGCCGCGGGAGGUCGGCAUGGAAACAACGCGCUGCUGUUCGGCGCCACCGUCAACCACAUCACCGAGGAGCCGAUUGAUGAGCCGAGGCGCAGGACAGAGUUCAACAGCGGGGAGCUGGACGCCUUCGACGCCGAGAAGGACGACGCGCUCAGCAAGCUCGCCUCUGGACGGUUCAGCUCGCCAUUCGUAUCGGCGAGAAGGAAGAGACAGAUCGACCCCAGCGACCCCUACCCGGUCGACGAACAAUUCCAGGAUCCAUGGAAGUUCGUGCAGGGAAACGACGGCACGAUCCUCGAAGUUCGCUUCAUGUCUUCCGACACUGACGAGGAGGCUCGCAACUUCAAGCGAGCUCUGACGUCAGCCUUCCAGAGUCAGUUCAACCCACAGGCCAGUCAGAAGGAGACGACCGACAUCACCGGCAAGCACUUUGCAACUUUCAGCUUCUCGACCCCUACAAGUUCGACGUCCGUUGUUAGCAAGACCUACAGCAACAGCGACUUCACACAGUUCGCAGCGCCAUCUGCCGCACACGACAAAGACUCUGUCGACAUCAACGGAGCGGAGAGCGAGACGUUUAGCGACGGUGUCCUGUUUCAAUCGAGUAAGCAUUCAAUUUACGGGCCACCACUUUACUACACUACACGCCACACGCGUGCGUGUGUGCGCUGCGGGCGCGCGUGUGUGUACGUGUGUGUGUGCGCGCGUAUGCCUCAUUAUCAAUGAACAUCGUACGCAAUC